Messenger RNA from Didymodactylos carnosus, 957 nucleotides. The record is from the annotation of a GenBank genome assembly. NCBI's taxonomy places the organism in Eukaryota, Metazoa, Rotifera, Eurotatoria, Philodinida, Philodinidae.
AUGUUAGAACAACAGCUAGGGGUCGAUAAAAAAGGAAGAUACAAAAAUCUCUCGAGAAGUCAACGAAAAGUGAUAAAAACGUUAAAAGAAGAUGAAAACAUCAUCAUCAUACCAGCAGAUAAGGAAGGAAAAGUUGUAGUCAUGAACGUAGAAGAUUACAUUAAGAAAAUAAGCGAGAAAUUAGACACAAAAGCGUAUCAGAAAUUAGAUGAAAAUCCAUCGAAAGGUAUACGUAAAAGAUUAAAAAUACUGUUAUCAGAAUUAGUCGGUAAACAAGAGAUAGAACGAAAUGAAAUGGAUAUGCUACUCGAAAAUAAACAUCUACCGUUUGUUCGUGGACAGUUAAAGAGGUCAAAAGAAAAAUUAAGUGAUGACAAUCGUAGUGAAAAACUCGUCUCAAUUGAACAAGCAUCAGAACCUAUUGGACCUGAAAUUAUUCCUACUAAUGCAAAAUGGUUACCAAAUGCGACAACAGUUGCUGAUGGACAUGGUCAAGGUGAUUCUCUUCAACAAUUAAAUUACCCACGGGGAAUCUUUGUGGCUGAAGAUUUCACUGUUUAUGUAGAUGAUUCUGAGAACCACCGAAUUGUGGCAUGGAGACCGAAUGCAACGAGUGGUGUUGUUGUUGCUGGUGGAAAUGGUCAAGGAAGUCAACUUAAUCAACUGAAUGAGCCACUCGAUGUGAUUGUCGAUAGAGAAACAGACAGUCUCAUCAUCUCUGAUAAUACCAACAAACGAGUAGUACAAUGGUCUCUCAAGAAUAAAACAACUGGAAAAGUUCUUAUAAAAAAAAUUGAUUGUGUUGGGUUGGCAAUGGAUGAUAAAAGAUUUCUCAAUGUCGUUGACAGAGAUGAACAUGAAGUGAGACAAUAUCGAAUGAGAGAGACGAAUGAAAGUGAUAGCCGAGCAGACAUUCGAAACGACACCAACGGCGAACAUGAGCGAGAUGACAAUUAA